This is a messenger RNA of Ilex paraguariensis (yerba mate), 1284 nucleotides long. The record is from the annotation of a GenBank genome assembly. NCBI's taxonomy places the organism in Eukaryota, Viridiplantae, Streptophyta, Magnoliopsida, Aquifoliales, Aquifoliaceae.
AUGGCUUCCAUAUCCAAGCUCUCAAAUCCCACCCCCACUUAUUUAGCACCCUCGUUUGCGUCAAGGUAUUCAGUUCCCAAGUCUUUUGUUGAUUUGCGUUUAAAACUUCUUUCCAAACAGGACUUUCAGCCUCUAGCUUGUCGUAUUAGAUGCUCCCAAAUCGAUGGAAAUGGAACCCAAAUCAAGAGAACUACUCUUCAUGAUCUAUAUGAGAAGCAAGGCCAGAGUCCAUGGUAUGAUAACCUCUGUCGUCCUGUGACAGAUCUGCUACCAUUGAUCGCAAGUGGUGUCAGAGGUGUUACCAGUAACCCAGCGAUCUUCCAGAAAGCAAUAUCAACUUCAAAUGCAUACAAUGAACAAUUCAGAGAACUUGUAGAAGCUGGAAAAGACAUAGAAAGUGCAUACUGGGAACUUGUGGUGAAGGACAUCCAAGAUGCAUGCAAAUUUUUUGAGCCAAUCUAUGAUCAAAUGGAUGGUGGUGAUGGCUAUGUUUCUGUUGAAGUUUCACCCAGACUCGCUGAUGAUACUGAUGGGACAGUAGCGGCUGCAAAAUGGCUUCAUAAAAAGGUUGAUCGUCCCAACGUGUACAUAAAAAUUCCUGCUACAGCUGCAUGCAUUCCUUCAAUCAAGGAAGUCAUCUCACAUGGCAUAAGCGUCAAUGUAACUCUUAUAUUCUCUCUUGCAAGAUAUGAAGCCGUCAUUGAUGCUUACUUGGAUGGCCUUGAGGCUUCUGGGCUAAGUGACCUCUCCAGAGUUACUAGUGUUGCCUCCUUCUUCGUUAGUCGAGUAGACACACUUGUUGACAAGAUGCUUGAAAAGAUUGGUACUCCAGAGGCUCUUGAUCUCCGGGGAAAGGCUGCAAAUGCUCAAGCAGCUCUCGCUUACCAGCUUUACCAGAAAAAAUUCUCUGGUCCAAGAUGGGAGGGUCUGGUGAAGAAAGGUGCUAAGAAGCAGAGGCUGCUGUGGGCCUCUACCAGUGUCAAGAAUCCAGCCUACCCUGAUACUCUAUAUGUGACUCCUCUAGUUGGACCUGGCACGGUUUCAACCAUGCCUGAUCAAGCUCUCCAAGCAUUUAUUGACCAUGGUACAGUUGCAAGGACAAUAGAUUUGAAUGUAUCUGAAGCAGAAGGCAUUUAUAAUGCCCUAGAGAAGUUGGGGAUUGACUGGAGCCAUGUUGGCUCCCAGCUUGAACUUGAAGGAGUGGAUGCUUUCAAAAAGAGUUUUGACAGCCUGCUCAAUAGUCUUCAGGAGAAGGCAAACUCUCUUAAACUAGUCAGCCUAUAA